UAUAAUUCACGCAACCUCUCGAUAUUUGAGCACGAGUGAACACAACAAUGGCGGAGUAUCUUGCAUCCAUUUUUGGCACGGAGAAGGAUAAGGUCAAUUGCUCUUUCUACUUCAAGAUAGGAGCAUGUCGUCAUGGAGAUAGAUGCUCUAGAAUUCAUAACAAACCUACAUUUAGUCAGACUAUUGUAUUGAUCAACAUAUACCAGAAUCCCCAGAACAGUGCGCAAACAGCCGAUGGCUCCCACUUGGCGGGCAUUUCCGAGGUAGAGGUACAACAGCAUUACGAUGAUUUUUUCGAGGAUGUCUUUGUUGACGUCGAAGAGAAGUAUGGAGAGAUUGAGGAGAUGAACGUGUGUGAUAACCUGGGAGACCAUCUCGUUGGCAACGUCUACGUCAAGUUUCGUAAGGAAGAAGAUGCGGAAAAGGCCGUAGCGGACCUGAACAACCGGUGGUUUAACGGGCGGCCGAUCUAUGCUGAGCUUUCUCCAGUGACAGACUUCCGUGAGGCGUGCUGCAGGCAGUAUGAAAUGGGCGAGUGCACGCGUGGCGGGUUCUGCAACUUCAUGCACCUUAAGCCGAUCUCACGAGACCUCCGUCGAGAGCUGUAUGGUAGAAAGCAACACAGAGGAGGAGGAGGAGGUCGCCUGUGCAUCGGUCGAGAUCCCCACGCCGCACAUCGAAGGGCCAUGACCGUGAGAGACGUGGGCGCUCACGCAGCCGCGAUCGCAGCGACCGCACCGACCGCAAGCGAUCAAGGUCACGAGAGCGUGAAGGUCGCUCGGGAAGAUUCUGAACAUCAUGGAUCUCCAUCGUCUUUUCUGUGUUUUAUUGUCAUAGUAGAGGUCGCGAGUAAUAGAUAUAUAGAACAGCCAGUUGGUCGGUUGUUGGCAACGUGAACUCUUAGCAUCUCGCAGUGUCACAUGUGUAAAGCUUUAUUCCUUAUUGUUCGUACCUGUAUGACCUCUGGUAAACUCGGGAGAACUACUUACCAACGUACAGCAAAGGGCGUGUGCCUUCUAGUACUUCUACUUGGCGUAUCUAUGGUUAUUCAAAUUAUGCAAGUGUUUCAUUAACCUGAUUACGAAUGUCAGUUGAGAGUGCGAGGGGUAAUUUUUGACGACUAUGUUUAAACACAGUCCUUAGCAAUUUCUCUACAUGUUUUUAUUUCUGAUUAUUUAAAGGUGAAGCACGUGUGUAAAGCAUUUUUUCUUUGAGUGUAUAUAAGGUUAACAGGACUUUAUUACAUAAGCCAUGUUAUCAAAAUUUGGUAUUCGCCUAAAAUAACCAUUGUUCAUCGUAAUUGUAUGCGGGAAUUAUUCAGUAGCGGGACCAACUGGCAGUCUUAUGAGCACGUCGAAUGUUGCGAUUUUAUUUUUGUGAAGAUUGAGCGGAAUGAAUUCGGUAACCGUGUCGUGAGUUUGUGUACAAAAAUUCCAUAGUACUAGUAAAAGCAUUUCCACCUGCGCCAACGUUCAAGUGUCGUCUAAAAUUCCAGAACUACGUUACUAUUGUGUCAUUGUGAAUUUCCAAACUUUCUGUGGUCCUCGUGAUUCGGAUUGAUGUUGAAUGCGAAUUUGAGCGUAGUGCAGGCAUGCGCCCCUUGUUGGUGGUGGUCGCGCGGAAUUGGCCAUACUUGCUUUCUCGGUGACUCCAAAACGAUGUGCCGGAUACCAUUGAAGACGUGGCGCCACCUGUAGGAAAGUUUCACCUUGGUUGGAACAUGGGAAUGGCAACAGCAUCAGGAAAGUGUGUGCCUGGUUAACUCGCCACGAAAUGUUGCAAUUUGUCUGUGUUACUCUCAUUGUGAGAGAACAUUGUUUGCGCAGACCCAUAUUUCACUUGAUUUUCGGUACUCUACUGGGCCUAAAGCGAAUGCACUGUUUGUGUGCACCGUACGUUGGUUUAUAAGGCUGUUUUUUGUGCAUGGGCGUACGCACAUUUUAAACACGUGUCAGUUUCAGUAAUAAACAUUUUGUCUCUAAUGGAAA
Molecule: messenger RNA, 1988 nt
Organism: Priapulus caudatus
Lineage: Eukaryota; Metazoa; Priapulida; Priapulimorpha; Priapulimorphida; Priapulidae
Product: splicing factor U2AF 26 kDa subunit-like
Exons: 8
Coding region: 48-896 (282 amino acids)
Biological process (GO): mRNA splicing, via spliceosome
Cellular component (GO): U2AF complex; spliceosomal complex
Molecular function (GO): pre-mRNA 3'-splice site binding; metal ion binding
Source: RefSeq, a predicted model, not a curated record